CUUCAGCGGUUCCUGAGGUACUUGUCGGUCAAAGAAUGGCAGAGGCGAUUUCAAUUAACCAGGAUAUUUUUAUCUGUCCGAUUUGUUUGGAUCUACUUAAGGAUCCAGUGACUCUUAACUGUGGGCACAGUUACUGCACGGGCUGCAUUAAGGGCUGCUGGGAUCAGGAAGAUCCGACGGGAGUUUACAGCUGCCCACAAUGCAGACAGACUUUCACUCCGAGACCUGUUUUAAACAAAAAUAGUGUUGUUGGUGAGCUUGUGGAACAACUAAGGAAGACCAGAAUUCAAGGUAGUGCUUCUUCUCAGUGUUAUGCUGGACCUGGAGAUGUGGAGUGUGACAGCUGCACCGGGAGAAAACUGAAAGCCGUCAAGUCAUGCUUGGCGUGUUUGUUGUCGUACUGUGAGACUCAUCUCCAGCGCCAUGAUGAACUCUCAGGGAAAAGACACAACGUGGUCGAUGUCACAGGUCAGCUACAGGACAAGAUCUGCGCUCAACACCAGAAGCUCCUGGAGGUAUUUUGUCGCACGGAUCAGAGUUGCGUCUGUGUGCUAUGUCUAGAUGAACACAAAGGCCAUGAGAUGGUCACAGCUGCAGCUGAGAGAACGGAGAAACAGAAAGAGAUGGAGGAGACCAAGAGGAAAGUCCAGCAGACACUCCAGGAGAGAGAGAAGGAGCUGCUGGAGCUGAGGAAGGCUGUGGAGACUCUCAAGAGCUCUGCACAGACAGCAGUGGAGGACAGUGAGAGGAUCUUUACUGAGAUGAUCCGCUCCAUUGAUAGAAGGCGCUCUGAGGUGACAGAGCUGAUCAGAACUCAGGAGAAGGCUGAGGUGAGUCAGGCUGAAGGACUCCUGAAGAGACUGGAGCAGGAGAUUGCUGAGCUGAAGAGGAGAGAUGCUGAACUGGAGCAGCUUUCACAAACAGACGAUCACAUCCAUUUCCUUAAGAAAUUUCAGAUGGUCAGCCCUCAACCUCAGUCUGAAGAUUUGUCUGGCAUCUUUGUCAGCCAAAGCUUGUCUUAUGAGGCUGUGAAGAAAUCCGUCUCCACACUGAAGGGGCAGUUGGAGAACUUCUUAAAAUCGGAAGUCAUGAAGAUCUCUGCAGCAGUGUUUGAUGUCCAGGCUGUUUUGACUGAGCCAGUAACCAGAGAGGAUUUCUUAAAGUAUUCCUGUCACUUCACACUGGAUCCAAACACAGCAGACAGAAGCCUCCAUCUGUCUGAGGGGAACAGGUGGGUGGAGAGGAGAGCUGAGCGCCAGUCAUAUCCUGAUCAUCCAGAGAGAUUUGAUGUGUGGGAACAGGUGCUGUGUAGAGAGGGUGUGUCUGGACGCUGCUACUGGGAGGUGGAGUGGAUUGGGAAGGUUGCUAUAGCAGUCUCAUAUAAAAGCAUCAGCAGGAAAGGAUGGUAUGAUGAGUGUAGGUUUGGAUUUAAUAAUCAAUCCUGGAGGCUGGGACUAUCCGGCCGCAGCUCCUCAUUCAGGAAUAAUAAUAAAAAGACUAAACUCCCUCUAGUGACCAGCUCCAGAAUAGGAGUGUAUGUGGAUCACAGGGCAGGAACUCUGGCCUUCUACAGCAUCUCUGACACAAUGACCCUCCUGCACAGAGUCCAGAACACAUUCACUCAAACACUCUACCCUGGGUUUUAUAUAAAUACUAGUGCAUCAGUCAAGCUGUUGUGACCCACACGGUAUGCAGCAGGACAGAAAUGUAAAAAAAAACAAAACAGAUACAGAUAGAUGCUGUUAUCACAUCCACACACACACACACACACACACACACACACACACAUUCCAUCUCAUUAGCACACAUAUAAGCCACUCACAUGUGAAGAUCUGUCUGUUGCCUCUGAGCUGCCUGAGACUGUGUUUUUGAGAUAAACAAAAUACCAAAUCCACUCCCUCAUCUCUGGACCCCAGCAGAUAUUAGCUUCUGCACCUCUGCACCUCUGCUGGAACACUCAUCAGCACACCAGACAUAAGCUAUUGGGUGGGAAGUGUGAUGAUUAGCCCAGUGUAUCUGAUCCUCCCCCACAACCCAUUUCCCCUCCUCCCCCAGGUUUUUCAGGCUUUCAAUCCCUCUGUAAUUGGGCACAUGUCUGAUUGAAGGGCUACUGUGAAACUAUUUAGAUUGGAGUGAAUUAUCAUAAAUGUCAUAAAUCUUUAUGAGAAUGUUAUCAGCAGACGUCAUUAAAAUAACAUACUGUAUAUAAUAUUUUUAUUUAAUGUGAUCGCUACUUUAGAAGCUAUUCCUGAAAGUGCAGAAUAUGCUCCUCAUUGGAUAUGUAAAUGAUAACACCUGAGAUUAGGAGAAUAACACAAAAAUGUGUGUGUGGUUUUUUUUGUAUGUUUUUUUAUGUUGUUUGUUUCAU
Messenger RNA from Sardina pilchardus (European sardine), 2368 nucleotides. RefSeq names its product tripartite motif-containing protein 16-like. The transcript is spliced from 6 exons. The record is from RefSeq and is a predicted model, not a curated record. Gene Ontology annotation, molecular function: zinc ion binding; protein binding. The coding region runs from base 36 to 1679 and encodes 547 amino acids. NCBI's taxonomy places the organism in Eukaryota, Metazoa, Chordata, Actinopteri, Clupeiformes, Clupeidae.